UUGCAUUGUUAAGUGUCAAAACAUAUUUUGUUGACGUAUUUCAUUGGUCAAGAGGACAUUGUUGACCACUUGAAUCGUUAUUUGUUUUCAUAAAAUAAUUAAAAAACCAUCUCCAUUAUGUCACUGACAUUUCUAAUUGGUUGUGCUACGGCAAUUCUUGUGAUACUCCUCACACUGCUUUAUUUGCAAAAGAAACGACAACCCCAAGAAGAAAAACCACAACAACAACAGCAGCGUGGAGUGCCCCAGCGUGCCCAGGAAGGAGUACCAAGAAGAGCUCAAAUUGUACGCAAUCAACGUAAUCGUUUGCGACAAAAUGCCGCAGCACCUGCCGCUGCUCAGGAUAAUGCUGCCGCGCAGAACAAUGACAGUGAUGAUGACGGAGAUCAGGGAGAUAUUCCACAAGGUGCCGUUCUGGAUGAGAAAAUGGGAGCAAAGAAACGUGCAAAAAUGGAAGCCAAGGAAGCAAAACGUUUGAUGCGCGAACAAGAAAUGAAACUACGCGAAGAGAAGAAGGCAAAGGAUGCCAAAUUGGAGGAGGAACGUAAAAAGGUAGAAGAGCUCGAAGCUGAAGCAGAACGCAAAAAGGAGGAAGCUGAACGUCUGGCUCGUGAGGAACAGGAGCGUCGUGAACACGAAGAAUAUCUGAAAAUGAAAGCAGCCUUUAGCGUGGAAGAGGAAGGUUUCGAAGAAGACGAUGAGGAAAAGGAAAACCUCUUGGCCGAUUUCAUUAAAUACAUUAAGGACAACAAGGUGGUGGUCUUAGAAGAUCUGGCCACAGAAUUCAAACUGAAAACCCAACAAACUAUUGAACGUAUACAAGAACUGCAGGGCAAUGGCACCAUCACUGGUGUAAUUGAUGAUCGCGGCAAAUUUAUUUACAUCUCCGAAGAAGAACUCGAAUCUGUGGCCAAAUUCAUAAGGCAGCGGGGUAGAGUUUCCAUCCAAGAAUUGGCCGAAUGUAGUAAUAAAUUGAUCAAUUUAACACCUGUGGCCACCAGUUAAGCUGGUCGCCGUGACUUCCAAUUCAUAAGGUAAUAAUGUAAAAUAUAAAAAAAAACGUAAUAGUUUGUAUGGAUAGUUAAUGUUUUGGUUUUAUUACAGUUGUUAUAUAAAAAAUAUAUAUCUAUAUAUUUAAAACAAA
This is a messenger RNA of Musca domestica (house fly), 1144 nucleotides long. RefSeq names its product DDRGK domain-containing protein 1 (gene Ddrgk1). The transcript is spliced from 2 exons. Lineage: Eukaryota; Metazoa; Arthropoda; Insecta; Diptera; Muscidae. Bases 118 to 1005 code for a protein of 295 amino acids. The record is from RefSeq and is a predicted model, not a curated record.